This is a messenger RNA of Phoenix dactylifera (date palm), 526 nucleotides long. Its product is annotated as MAPK kinase substrate protein At1g80180-like. The record is from RefSeq and is a predicted model, not a curated record. NCBI's taxonomy places the organism in Eukaryota, Viridiplantae, Streptophyta, Magnoliopsida, Arecales, Arecaceae.
UAUCAAUCGACCGUUCUAUCCGCCUCCAUAUUUGUCAUCUUUUGGAUCUUGCUAAUAUAUUAGGAGUCGUCUGUGGAAGAGUCAUGCAGUAUUCUUCUUUAUUGCAACUCUUCGUCUUCUUCAUUUCAUCACACAAUUCUGUAUCUCUCUCUCUCUCUCUCUCUCUUUCUCACACACACACAGAGACAGAGAGAGAGAGAUGGCGGGGCUGCAGAGAUCUGCUCAGACCUUCAGGAGGUCAGGCUCAUCUGGGUUGGUAUGGGAUGAGAGGUUCCUUUCAGGGGACCUGAAUCAGAUGAAGGAGGAGGAGGAAGGCUUGGAAUUCAGGGAGCUGAGGCACUCCCAAAGCGUGGGAUCGAUCCAGACGACGAAACGCGGCCGCAGCAAUGGCAUGCAGGCAUUCCGCGCCGUGCACGUCUCGCCUUCCAUGGAUCCACCUUCUCCUGAGGUCCACCGGUGCAUCAUCCUCUGUGGAAUUUUUGGAAGGAACAGGGGGACCAAGCCAGCGAAGCCUCGAAGGCAUUAA